GGCCUCACACAAGCACAAGGACCCCCAGCUUGUGAGACCUGCCCGUUAUGCAAGGAGGCUCUUCCACCCCAACCGGAUAGGGUUCCGGACAGUCCCCCAAAGCCCACUCUUGCUCUACUGCACUGCUGCUUGGAAGAUUGCGCAAAACCAUCUGCCGCAAGUUGUCAAGAGAGACAGCAAAAGACAAGACGAGAAAACCCCCCGGCGGCAAUGCUUCGUGCGUCUUCCGGGAGUUUUCGUGCUCGCUCGCCUUGGAGGCCCGUGUGAUCCUGGGAUCGACGAGACAGGCACCCGGGCUUGCCCACAUGGUUAAACCAGGCAUGGGGAAUGUGCGAGUAUGGACAUGUAUCUGCUGGCUGAUCCAUCGGGGGCCGGCUCUGCGGCCGAAUAAGGGACCUUGGAAGUUUGGGGAUUUCGUCGAAUAGGCGUUGACGAUGGCUCUAUCAAUGCCCUAUUGGGAUGCCUUGUUUCCUCGCAAACUUCGUAUUCAAAGUCAUAUGCAGGCCGCUGGUGCUGAAGCGAAAGACCAAAAAAACAACUUCCAACCAAAGCUCAAUGCAAAGGCACAGGGGCAGAAAGGAAGAAAAGCAGGCAACAUGCAUGAAGAGCCACUUUCAGAAGAGAGAGAGAAAAGAGAGAAAAAAAAGGCAAAGGCAAACCAAACUGGACGAUUCUGUCAUGUUGCAUCUUAUCCUGUGCUGAGGUUUUCCCCUCUUCUCUUCUCUCUCCUUUUUUCCUCCUCCUCUUCGUUCUCUCCAGCCCACGUACAUACCUGUAUUCACUCCCUAUUGCCCGAGUUUGGGAUUUGUGCGGUCCUCGACUUGGGACGAAAACGCCCAUUCACCCACCUGGGCCCAGCUAUUCAAGUGCCUGACAAUGCCCCGGUUUCCCCAGAGUGAAUGAUUUGUGAAUUUUCUUCUCUCUCAAACACCCGCUCGUCUAUUUAUUUACCCACGCAUCCCCCCCGGCGUUUGUUUUCUUCUUUGCACUCUCUUCUGUUUGACAACAUUCAUCAACGAUCCUAUCUGUACGCAUAUUUUGUAUUUGCUUCAUCCCCUUCGCUGCCUUUGGCUUGUUUAGCUCUUUGUCACUAAAAGUUUGUGCUUCCUCUCCUUCUCGCAGCUCCGUUUGCCAUUCUGCAUCAUUCACUGAGCCCGCGUUCUGGAGCCUUCUAGGGUUCAAAUAGACCUGGUUAUAGCCCCCAUGAAGACUUGAUAGCUACAUCUAUCCUCUUGCUCAGCACCCUCGAUUCUUGACGCAAACGCAUCCUGCUUCUCUCAGUCAUCAGGCCUCUUGUCUUCGAUCCCGUCUCUAGUCAUGGGU
Trichoderma harzianum CBS 226.95 is the source of this 1323-nucleotide messenger RNA. RefSeq lists its product as hypothetical. The transcript has a single exon. The record is from RefSeq and is a predicted model, not a curated record. Lineage: Eukaryota; Fungi; Ascomycota; Sordariomycetes; Hypocreales; Hypocreaceae. Bases 435 to 899 code for a protein of 154 amino acids.